CUUAUGAAAGGUCAAGUAGACACAAUAGGCAUUGCUAUGCGAAGAGCUUUGCUUGGAGAAAUCGAAGGAACAAGUAUCACACGCGCAAAAUCUGAGAAAAUAUCACACGAAUAUUCUAUCAUAAUGGGUAUUCAAGAAUCAGUACAUGAAAUUUUAAUGAAUUUAAAAGAAAUCGUAUUGAGAAGUAAUCUCUAUGGAGCUUGUGAGGCGUCUAUUUGUGUCAGGGGCCCCGGAUAUGUAACUGCUCAAGAUAUCAUCUUACCGCCUUAUGUAGAAAUCCUCGAUAAUACACAACAUAUAGCUAGCUUGACGGAACCCAUUGAGUUGGUUAUUGGAUUACAGAUAGAGAAGAAUUGCGGAUAUCUUAUAAAAGCGUCAAAUAACUUUCAAGAUGGAAGUUAUCCUAUAGAUCCUGUAUUCAUGCUUGUUCAAAAUGCGAAUCAUAGUAUUCAUUCUUAUGAAAAUGGUAACAAAGAGAUACUAUUUCUCGAAAUAUGGACAAAUAGAAGUUUAACUCCUAAAGAAGCACUUUAUGAAACCUCCUGAAAUUUGAUUGAUUUAUUGAUUCCCUUUUUACAUACCAA
Messenger RNA from Lactuca sativa (garden lettuce), 584 nucleotides. NCBI's taxonomy places the organism in Eukaryota, Viridiplantae, Streptophyta, Magnoliopsida, Asterales, Asteraceae. The record is from RefSeq and is a predicted model, not a curated record.